Messenger RNA from Penaeus vannamei (Pacific white shrimp), 800 nucleotides. The record is from RefSeq and is a predicted model, not a curated record. NCBI's taxonomy places the organism in Eukaryota, Metazoa, Arthropoda, Malacostraca, Decapoda, Penaeidae.
CCACUCAACUACGACUACUCUGACUCUGACUACGGCUUUAAGGUGACCACAGCUGGAUUCAGCCCCAACAACGAGUACCUCAGACUGCAGGGCAAGAUCUACCCACAAAGGACUUCCCAGCUGCCCACAUGCUCAUCGAUUUCCCUACCGUUUUCGCCGCUCCCUAUGAAGUGAUCGAGACUGACUACGACAGCUACUCGUGCGUGUAUUCCUGCAUCGACUGGAACGGCUACAAGUCCGAGUUCGGCUUCGUCUUCUCCCGCACCCCACAGACUUCCGGUCCAGCGAACGACAAGUGCGCCUCCGUCUUCCGCAAGAACGGAGUCGACUUCUCCUCGUUCAAUGAAGUUGCUCAUACGGCCGAAUGUGUCUACAGAGCUUAGAGUUUACGAUAUUUUUAUCCAUGAUUCACAUUUGAGUGUAUAUAUGUCCUUUUCUAAUAAUAAUAAAAAAAUGUCGAAUAAUAGUCAUAAAUAUUUAAUAUAUAUUUAGAUACGCAUCGAAAUACUUAUCGGUGAAUGAUUUUAAAUUCAUACGCAAUGAAAGAUUAUAACUUCGAAAAAAUAAAACUAAUAACAUCUGACAUGCAGAGUAAGGAAGGUAAAAUCAAACAAUACCCAAAGAUACAAUGGCGUUUAAUGAAAUAAAUCUGCUUACAGUCUGCGUAAUGAAUAUCUCUAAUAACUGAUAAUUAAUUUGGACUGUUUUAUUCUGUAUAAAGUCAAUAAGACUGUUGUGAGAAAUAGGUCAUUUUCAUUAAAUUAGCAAACCGAAUCUGUCCAAUAAACCUGGAAUAAACA